AUUCGUGGCAACCUCUAUUAUCACAUCAGUGGAAGCUACAUAAUUACAUCUACUAAUCUCUUAACUGUGAGAAUCGAACUAUCGUUCAUCAAAAUUUGUUAUGAUCAGUUAGUUUAUUGAACUUAUCCUUGAAAUGAUAUAUUUUGUUGUUUGUAGUACAAAAUCUCCGUCAAGAUUGGUACCAAUGCUUCAUCCACAGCGACAUGCGCACAACGAGAAACUUCCUGAAAUGACUGAUUUCGAAACGCAUUUCGGAUGCUGCAUUCCCAGCAUCUGUAACCAAAUGUCUAGCUACGUUCGAAAGGAAAAGAGCUGAAAAUCGGCUAGCAGCCCUGUUUUGGUGCAGAAUGUUGGAGAUUUGUAGUGUCUUGAGGUAUUGUUCGUAAGAGUGAAUCUGGACCGGGAGCUCAGCUGGAGCUGAAACCGCAGAGAGUGAGAGCGUUGGAGUAGCUCAGUGGCCCAGAUAAAUCGAUCCUAAUGUUGCCAUCAAUAAGUUCAAAUCCCGCCCUAGAGACAACAUGAACUGGUUUACUGAUGUAGUGGCUCAUCAUCCUUACGUGGUGUUGAUGGCAGUUGGAGUCUUCUCCUCUGCUUGUAUGAUUGUUUCAAUUGCCAACUCAACAUUGCCUAACUUUUCAGAUCCACAGAGAGGAUUUGAAUCGAGAGGAACCAUCAUUGCUCAAAGAAUGACUGCAUGGGAGAAUUUAAUAGAAGAGACCAAGCCAAGUGGAAUGUUAACGCUGAAUCCGAGCUCUGCCCCUCCCCUCAGUAUAUUCACUGCACCGUUUCCAAAGGAAAGCACGAAAACUACCACAAUGGAAAGUAAAGAUCGGGGAUCGUCGCUCAAUGAAAUUGACAAUACUCAGAAUAUAGUGUACGGCAAUGCUACGCGUGUGCAAUGGUCUGCUGAAACGUUCAAUGAGAGUAUCAACAGUAACAGAAUAAUUAGCAACCAUGUUGAUUGGGAACCAGUUAUAGAGCUGGAUUACAAUAAAAAUGAUAGCGAUUCGUCAAGUGAAGCUGAAAAAGAAGAGUUAUGGCCACUAUUUAAAAAUGAGGGAAACAAUAAACAUUCGUUUCAUUUCCACAACCACCUUUCUGAAGAUGGCUUUUUUUGCGGACAACCUGAUCCUCGUCACGCUCGUCUUGUACUAAAAUCAAGGGAUGACUCAGAUCUGUUCACUCUGGACGCCAUGUUGGAAAUGUGUCGACUGACCGGUGAUCUGGUGGCCGGCGAAAUUUUCGCUGACGUGUGCGAAACGGUCACCCACGACCACCAUCAUUGCUGCUUGCCCUGGUCUCUGCCCAACUACAUUGCACUCCUUAACAACCGCACAUCCUGUCACAAUAUCACCAAUGGAGAUUUGAAUAAGACUCGAACGUUACUGGAGGAAUGUGCCAACUUCUACUACGAUCUGCAAUUAGUGCCUGACCUGGGAAUCAAAGAAGUGCCACUCUAUUGUCGAAAAUACAAUGCUGUUUAUAACAUUAUACACUUCCUUGUAGAUACUGAUUUUCUACCACCGCAUAACGGCUCAAGAACCUUGAAAUAUACAACAAUUUUCCUGCCAAUGGCUUGCAGCACGGCCACUUUGGAUUACUAUCAUUCUCUUCACUCGAAAACAUUAUCUACAGAGCAUACUGUUGUUUCCGGCAUAGAAUUUGGUUUGAAGAAUGUGGUGUUCGACGAGUACCUGGUGAGAGACUCGUGGCUGGUCUGCAUGGGAGUAGUGUUCGUCCUCACCAGCAUCUGGUUGUACACCAACUCACUCUUCAUCACAAUCACCACCACACUGGCUAUCUCCUUCUCUCUCGGCAUUUCGUACUUCAUCUACACGCUCAUCUUCAAACUCUCCUUCUUCCCGUUCAUGAAUCUGCUGGCUUCGAUUGUGGCUGUCGGUAUUGGAGCAGAUGAUGCAUUCAUCCUGUGCAAAGUGUGGCAAUGCACUAAGAUGGACAACAGCAGUAUCACUCUCCAGCGUCUAGUCUAUGUCUCAAUGAGACACUGCACUCUGUCUAUGCUGGUCACCACCAUUACCACAGCGGCUGCUUUCUAUGCUUCCUACAUUAGCAAGAUCACGGCCAUUCGCUGUUUCAGUGUGUUCGCGGGCACCGCAGUGAUGGCCAACUUCGUGCUGAUGGUGACUUGGUUGCCGGCGUGCGUGGUGAUAGCGGAGCGCGUGUGUUGGCCAGCACUGGUCACCCUUCCAGCCUUCAUGCAGUCCACCUACGCAGCCUGGAACAAUGCAGCGAUCUCUCUCAACUCGCUCCUUGUCUCGUCCGUACUGCGCCUGCGCUAUGUAUGGAUUGUGGUCUACGGUGGCAUGGCCGUCGGCGGCGUUGUCAUUGUGUUCUAUUGGCCGAAACUCGAGCUGCCCGACUCGGCUGACUUCCAGCUGUUCACUAGUGACCAUCCGUUCGAACAGUACGAUAUUGUGUAUCGGAAGAAGUUUUGGUUCGAGCGGCUGCAAAGGGGUGAAGACAACGGUAACUGGGAAAACCCGAAUGCAAAGCUGCCUUUGAGGUUUGUGUGGGGUGUUCGGCCCGUCGACAAUGGCGACUACUUGGAUCCCUCAUCCAGGGGAAAGAUGAGACUAGACAAGCAAUUCGAUGUGGCCGAUCCUGAGUCUCAGAUAUGGCUGCUGCAGUUCUGUCGGCACCUCAGAGCGCAACCAUUCUACCAGUCAUCGCCGGGUCCGCUGCUGCCGAAUUGCUUCAUCGAGUCGCUGAUCGACUGGAUGAACCGUCGCUGCGUGGACCCGAUCGAUCGCAUCAGUCGUGCGCCCUGCUGCGAGUCGCAGACGUUUCCCUUCCAGCGACGCGUCUUCAACCAGUGCGUGAUGCAGGCGAUCGACGCACUCUAUCGGACGCCCGCAGAACUGUUCAUGCCGGGCGUCGCUGGGCCCAAGUUCAGUCGUGGCCCGACGCCGCGUAUCAAAGCGUUGGUGGUCGAGUAUGACAGCAACUUCCCCCAUUCCACCUCGUUCGACGAGAUGGAUAAGUUCUAUGAACAGGUAGAGACCUGGACGCGGGAAGAGAUGUCGCGCGCACCGGCGGGCAUGCGCGGUGGCUGGUUCGUGAGCGAGCUGGCGUUCUACGACCUGCAGCGCACCCUGGCCUCGGACACCGUGUCAGCCAUCACGGUGGCCAUGCUGGUGUCCCUCGUGGUGCUCGUGCUCAUCACACUCAACCUGCUCGUCAGUCUGUUCACCAUCGUCACCAUUUCGUCCAUCAUCUUCGUGACGGUGGCUGUGUUGGUGCUGCUCGGGUGGAAGCUCAACGUGCUCGAGUCCAUAUCGCUGUGUGUCGCCAUCGGGCUGGCGGUUGAUUUCAGUCUGCACUAUGCUGUCAAUUACAGAAUGUGCCCGGAGCAGAAACGCGAGCCGGCAGUGACGUACGCGCUGUCGUUGAUGGCCGGACCGACCGCGAUGGCUGCCCUCACCACAAUGGCGGCCGGCGCGCUGAUGCUGCCCUCUGCCGUGCUCGCCUACAACCAGAUCGGCCUCUUCCUGGUGGUGGUGAUGCUGGUGUCCUGGCUCUACUCCACCUACUUCCUCAUGCCGCUGCUCUCGGUAUUCGGGCCCGAGCAGGGCUACGGACAGUUCUCCUACCCCAAGUUUUGGCGCAGGGAGGGUCGCGGACCUAGGCCUAGAGGCGGUGGCCUAGAUCGCAGCAACAAGACAAUCUACACGAACGUGUUGUCCGAGUCAACACUGUCCUCGUCUUCGACCAUGUGUGCGCUGCAUAUGCUGGGAGGCGUCGAGGCGCACGAGUUGGACGCGUUCACGCGGCAGACGCGGCUGCGGUCGGGGUCAGCGUCCGGGUCGGUGUCGGCGUCCGGGUCGAAACGCAUCCGACGAUCGGGAAGCUUCUGUCAGGGGUCGGCGGCGACGCUCACGCAGCGGACGCCUAGGAAGGUGUCUUUGCCCGCUGAUCAGUCUCCUUCGGCGGUGUCAGCCACAACAAUAAUCCAUGACGAUGACUGUGAAAUCAUGGUGCUGCCGCUGCCGGGAAGCCACGCCUCCUAGGUGUUGCAGGGUGGGGGUGGCCACUGCUCUGGUGGGGAAGGGGGUGGUCACUGCUCGCAGCUCACUGUCAACUGUUGAAAGCCAUUCAUUACGCUUAUUGGCUGCCUUCUUGAUAGACGUGUGCCCGCUCAUAUUUCAGACCGAGUGGCGAAAUGAUAAAGACAUCAUAUCAAUGAAGAUCAGCCAACACUACAGCUUCUGAGAUUCCAGCUGGGAUUUCAUUUGUACUGAAUUCAUCAGGAUUAAUUACUGAGUUGAUUUGUACUGGAACCGUCACAUCAAUCACAUAAAAGUGAUUUGAUUUCCGAUAUACCGACCGAAUAUCUGCAUCCAUCAAAAAUAACCACAUGAUACUUCCAUCUUUGAAUCAUUUCCACUGAUAGAUAGCCUAAGUGAUAUUGUAAAUUUUAUACAGAAAAUAUUUUUUGUAAUAAGCUUUCUAGGUACAGUCAUGCUUCGGUGUUCUAGAACACUAUGUUCUUGUGCGGUAUUUAAAUAGUAUUACUGUUGAGAAUUUAGAGGUAGGCCUAUGUUUUAUGGUACUGAAAAAUCGUAUUGUCUAACCUUUCCAAUGAUAUCGAUGUUCUCGCUGUACAAUUUGAAGUAUCAGAGGCAACCUCAUGCCUUGAGAGAGGUUGUUAUCCUUCGAACUCUUAUGAUCGUUGGGAAUAAUUGUUGAUCGAAAGUUAGUGGUCUCUUUUUCAGUAUGUAAAAAUAUGUGUAUUGUGACAAGUAGUUGAUAGUUAUACCAUUCCAAGAUCAUACAUACAUAAAGUAUAUCAAUGUAUUUUUCUCUAAUAGAUUCAUUUGCUAUCUGAAGAUUUUUUCUGUUAGCACAAGAUUGAAAAAUCAAUCCCAAUUGAAAGAAUAAGACGUUGAUGUUGUCAAUAUUACUAUAUUUCUUCAAAAUCAAUUCAAUUAACAAAACAGGGAGAAAUACCCCAAAUAAAAAUGUCGAAUGAUAUUCUCGAAAAUUGUGAGAUUAUUCUCAAUAUACUUUUUGAGAGAGGUAAUAAAUGGAGAUUAUAAGAGUUUGGAAUGCAUCUUUCAAAACUUCAAAAUAGAUUUAACAUGAUUUGAUACUGUAAUUGGGUCACAUUUUAAAGAAAUCUGAACGAAAAUUAAUGAAAGUUUCAAAAAUUAUAGGGAACUAUUUUUAUGCGAAUCAUUUUUUAUAUUUUUCCAGCAAUAGUGUAUUUUCGAGUUUAUCAUAAGCUUCUUAAUAUUUGCUCAAUAUCAGAGAUGUUAAUUUUGUAAAAAAGAUUGUUUAUAAUGGAAUAUAAAAUCUAACAGUGCUUCAUUUUCAUUAAGGAAAUUAUAAUUUCAUUUCAGAUUGAUUAAAUAUUCAAAUGAUGAAGCUUCAAAUAUAAGACAUUUUCUGAUAAAAGGUCAUAAUCUAAUAAUUCAAAUUAGGCCUGAUAUGAAAAUGUCCUCUUAGAAAAUAUAAAUCAUAAUCAAUGCAAUUUGCAACAAUUAAUCUAAUUAUCUAUCUUGUUUGUCCUUAUAUUAUUAAUACAAUAAUGAUCCUAUUUGAUUCUACAGAAAUAACAUGAAUUUAUAAAUGGAAAAAAUAAUAAUUAAUAGCAUAAUAGGCCUAAUUUACUUGUAAACUACUUGAUAAUUUUACUUUUAUAGAGUUGGUUUUCUUUUAGAUAGGUAAUUGAUUCAUGCUUUCAUUCAUUUGUACUUAUCUUUGCUCACCUUCUUUUAGUGCGUUUAGGAAUUUCUCACGGAGAAAAAACAGUCUAUUAUCGAGUUGAAAUAACUGAAAUCCAUUAAAUAUGUGUCCACAAUAUUAUUGCUCUCGUUCAAUAUGAACGAUAAUCUUGUAAAUAUGUUGUAAGGUUUCAAUCAAUAUUUUGGAGACGAUCGUGAUCGUCAUGAACAAUGUAAUCAUUUCUCUUGUGAUUUUGUAACAAGACUUAGAUCAGUGUUUGCUCAGAUUUUAUUUAGAAUGAUCUAGAUGAAGCUGUUUUCAUGAAAUUUUAUACAGGCUUAAAUGAAAUUUAUCGAUCAAAAUCAAUGAAUAGAUGAAAAAUAGUUUGUUAUUUUAUAGAUAUGGGAAAUAUAAGUAUAUUAUGAAUAUAUAAAAUAAUUACAGUAACAUGAAAUGUGAUGUUAAAUAAAUCGUUCUUUAGGUGUAUAAAAAGACAAUAUAUUUGGAUAUAAAUGGAAUUUUAUCAAUAUAUUUCUGUUAAUCCUAAAUCUACUUGAAGAAAAUAUUUGUGAUAGUGAAUAGAUUUUUAUAUAUCAUCUCUGUAAGUAAUAUGAAUGAGUAGAAUGUUUGAUGUCCUAGAAAAAUAUGUCUAUAUAUAGACAUAAUACUAUGCUAUUCUAGAGAAAAUGAUAAAUAGCAAUCAUACAACAUAUUGGAAAAUCAUCAAUUGAAAAAGUUUGUCUCCCUUUUUUUAAGUAAUUUCAUAAUGAUGUCAUUGACUCUGACUAUAUUUUUUGGAAGUGACAUUAUUAUGAAUUCAUUACCGUGUGUAAUUGAGCAUUUAAAAAUAACCUAUUAUUUUUAGAUUAUUGAAACAUGAUCUCACAUUCGAUUAUGAUCGAUUAUCGACAUUAAAAUAAGGCAUGUCAAAUUUUAUGUGUUCGCAACUUACAGCAGACUUUGAAGUAUCUAAUUUUAUUCCAACUUAUUCCUCAAGACUUACUGAUUAUAUGUACAGUAAAUUUACAAAUUAAAAAGUAUUUACUUUAUUUGUAGCUUACUUCAUUUAAAGCUUCGAAAACAGAUUUUCUAAAGUUAUGAAAAUUAUUUGAUCUGCCAUAGGCCUAUUUUCCUACAAAGUUAUUUAAUUAUUGAACUAUUUGCAUAAUGUCCGAACUUCUUAAGAUUGUGCAGAAGACUUAUAUAGUCUACGGAUGAAAUGAGUUUUUGUCAAAAUAAUUUAAAUAGUCACUAUGUUGUAUUAAGUUAAUUCGAUUUAUGCAUUUUCAAGUUUGUGCUAUGAAGUAAGAAAGUUUGAACUAUGAUGUAAGAAAUACUGAAAUGUUGCAAUGGCUCUAAUUUAACCAUAGAGAGAAAAAACAUAGGUACAGACAUGCAUUGUAUGUAUGGUAGGGAACUGUAUUGUAUGUUACCAACUUUCAUUUGUUUCUAUCUGACUUGACUAACUCGUACUAUUGUAUGCUAAAUUUUUGUGUACCGUGUGCUGAUCACUAUCUGAACUAGGUUUCCAAUGUUGAUCAAUCAUUCUAUGUUGACUGUAUUCAAAUAUGCUGAAUCCAUGUAAUGGAAGUGAUACUGAACUUCAAUCGAUCGCACAAAACAAUGUAUACUACUCAACUUCUAAGACUCCGAUUUUUCAAACAUAACUGUUGCUUAUAGAUUUUCUAACCAUACGUUUACAUUAAGUACAUUUUCCCCUCAUAGACAAAAUUCAUUCUAAUCAGAAAUGAAAGAUCAUACAUUCUGAAUAACAGAAAAUGUGUGUACUUUGUAGAUAGGAAAUGAAGAAAGUAGAGUAGCCUUAAGCUUACAAGAAUGAGAUGUAGUUCAUCGUCGAUGUCAUCAUCAUCAUCGCCUUCUCACUCGUCACUGUCAUCUUCACCCCUCCCUCCAUCUUUAUCAUCAGCGGCUCGAGCUCUUGAAGUUUUUCCCCACAUGAGGUUCGGCGCGAUACGGGAGGUAUUGUGGGGAUAAAGACACACACAUCGAUUUUUGUUCGUACGAUAUUUUGUCGUCCUUAUGAAUUCUAUCAGAUUGAAUAGAAUUUGACAAACAUCAUCUGUUUAAUCUAAUAGAAUUUAUAAGGAAGGCAAAAUAACUUACGAACAAAAAUCGAUGUGUGUGUGCGGGGCUUUACUAUUUAGGUGUGAAAUAAUUUAUAUCAAUUGAAAAACAUUUAGGCUGCUGUUAUUGAUCUGAUGAAUUAGGAAUAUAACGAGUAUGAGAUUUGUUAGAAACUAUAACAUUCAUGCUAGUUCGUUUUGAUGAAGUUUGGUAAUGAGUAUUAUGCGUUGGUAUAUUGUUCAAUAUUUAGGAAGGAAAAAAUCGAUUGAAUGUUUUUUAGAAUGUUAAAAGUUGGAAAACACGUUUCUUGUUAGAAGAGGUCAAUUAUUAUUAUUAUUGGUAGUUGACUGUCAUUUUUGAAUGUUUAUUUAAUUGUUAUUAAUUGAAAAUUAGGACCUUCAUUGAACGUGAAAGACGACUUGAAAUUAUCAAUUUUGUUUUAUAUGUCUAUCUUUAUUCUAUGAUGCUCAUUUCACACCUCACUACAAACUUAUAUGACUGUCUUCAUUGGUGUUCCAAGGACCUAAAAGAUUGUAGUAUAGCCUAUAGAAGUUUGAGAAGUGUUUUAGCUAUUGUGAUUUUUUAUUACUUUUCAUUUUGUUUUAACUUGUAAAUACUUUCAUUUUUAUUUAUAUUUUAUUAAAGAAAUCUAGUCAGAGUAUAAGUGCCAAGGUGUAUUUUAUAUUAUGGCAGUGGAAAGUCAAUACAAUAUACGGUUAAAAUAAUAAAUUACGGUAGCGGUACCCAACUGAAACUUUUAUUGAAGGUUGGAGCUAACUUCAGGUGUGCUGUAUUAUGAUUGUAAUCUCAUAAGAUAGAAUGAGACCUAACAUACAUAAAUAUAAUGAGUCGAUGGUCGAGUAAAGGGAAGUUUAUGGACAGCAGUAUUAUGAAUCAUAUAAUUUGAGCUUGAAUUUAGAAACAUCUAUGUUUAAAAUAAGAUUGUCAGUAAAAUCCAGGUGGAUUCUUGUGCUGUUUUCAUUCAUAAAUAGAUGACCUACAUAUUUAUGACAUUGAUAUUUAAAUCGUAUUUUCGAUGCUCAGAAGAAAAUAUGAUUUCAAUGAUACUAAGCAUAGCGAAAAAAUGAAGAAGCAUUGAGGAAGAAUAAUAUUUAAUUUAGAUUUGUUGAGUUAUAAAUCAAAGUUAAAUUUGUCAUUGAUAGUGAAAUCUAGAAUUAAUGUAUCAGUAUUUAUGUAUCCUUUCAGUAUUGUAUUUCUGUCCUCAUGCCUGUGAUGUUAUUAAUGGAAUCUAGUAUGUAAGCAAAUUGCAUUAAACGUCGAUGUAAAUGUAAUAAAUGUUGAAAAUUGUCUGUGUAGAAAAUUAUAUGAAUUUUAUUGAA
Nilaparvata lugens (brown planthopper) is the source of this 9110-nucleotide messenger RNA. It is a transcript of the gene disp, whose product is annotated as protein dispatched. The record is from RefSeq and is a predicted model, not a curated record. The transcript is spliced from 19 exons. Gene Ontology annotation, cellular component: membrane. Bases 519 to 4028 code for a protein of 1169 amino acids. NCBI's taxonomy places the organism in Eukaryota, Metazoa, Arthropoda, Insecta, Hemiptera, Delphacidae.